This is a messenger RNA of Galendromus occidentalis (western predatory mite), 1482 nucleotides long. RefSeq lists its product as uncharacterized. The record is from RefSeq and is a predicted model, not a curated record. The coding region runs from base 1 to 1482 and encodes 493 amino acids. Gene Ontology annotation, cellular component: nucleus. Gene Ontology annotation, molecular function: double-stranded DNA binding. Gene Ontology annotation, biological process: regulation of transcription by RNA polymerase II. Lineage: Eukaryota; Metazoa; Arthropoda; Arachnida; Mesostigmata; Phytoseiidae. The transcript has a single exon.
AUGCCGAAACCAAAGCUCGAAUUAUCGGAGCUUGUCCGGGAGUUCGGAGACGACGUUUUCUCGUGCAACGAGACGACGCUCAUUUGCAAAGCUUGCUCGAAGACCUUCCCGAACGCCCGACGCUUCAAUUUAACCCAACAUGCUGCAACAAGCUCGCACCAGAAGUCAGUGGUUCUAUUGAGGAGGAGACAAGAAGAGGAAUCGCGGCUGGAGGCUGCCGCUUGUUCGCCCGAUUUACCAUCGUUCCCGAUGGAUCUCUGUGGCGCCUUCCUGGCUGCAGAUAUUCCACUCCACAAGCUCGAGAACCCGACCCUCAGAAAUUUCCUGGAAGCCAGCACGAGCAGAAUCAUCCCGAACGAAUCGACUCUCAGGAAGUUUUACGUGCACGAAAUUUACCAGCGAAAGAUGCAGACGAUUCGAGAAAGCAUUGGCCAGUCGAGCAUUUGGAUUUCGAUCGGUGAGACCGUUGACUUCAUGGGGAGAAGCAUCGCCCACGUCGUAAUCGGCGCCUUGAACAAAGAGGCUGCCGGCCGUCCGUAUCUGCUCAACUGUGAAAUCGUAGAGAGAACCAAUGCCCACACCGUCGCGAGAGUGUUCUACAAGAGUGUGGAGGACCUGUGGCCGAAUGACGUGCAACACGAGCGGGUUCUCGUUUUUGUAACUGACGCUGCCCCAUACAUGGUCGCCGCUGCGAAUAGCCUCAAGGUCUUGUUCCCGAACAUGAUCCACGUGACCUGCUUAGCUCAUGCGAUACACCGUGUAGCCGAGCAAGCACGGACAAUCUUCCCGAAUGUGGAUCGACUGAUAUCUUCGGUGAAGAAGAUUUUACUCAAGGCUCCAUCACGCGUGGAAGCCUUCCGCGCGGUUCUCAUCGGAGUCCCCUUGCCUCCCAAACCCAUCCUUACACGCUGGGGCUCUUGGAUCAACGCAGCGCUCUACCAUGCUGAGCAUUUCGAAGCCAUCAGGAGCUUCGUCAAUGAUCUAGACUCCACGGACGCGGCAGCGAUAGGUGAAGCUCAAGAUUUGUACCGCUUAGACUCGCUGCGGCAAGACUUGAUUCUGAUAUCUGCGAAUUUGCACUUCGUUCCGAGAACAAUCACUUUGCUUGAGACCAGCGGCGCGUCCCUACAAGAAUCCCUCCAGCAUGUUAGAGAUUUCGAGGCGAUGAUCAACUUCACGCGUCGCCAGAAACUGUAUCCGGUAAAACAGAAAUUGGAGUUCGUAUUGAGUCGUAACACCGGCUUAGAGUCGUUGAGACAAAUACAGGGCGUACUCGAGGGCAGCUUACGUCUGGAGGAGUCGCCGAUCGCUUCAGCAUUGAGUGUAGAGCAAGUCCCUAAGUUCAAGUUCGCGCCCAUCGUGUCAUGCGAUGUCGAACGGAGCUUCUCUGUUUUCAAAAGCCUAUUUCGUGAGAACCGAAACGGCCUGACCGCGGCCCAUUUGAAGGAGUACAUCGUUAUCGCUUGCAAUCAAGAUCAAUGA